This is a messenger RNA of Rubroshorea leprosula, 624 nucleotides long. The record is from the annotation of a GenBank genome assembly. Lineage: Eukaryota; Viridiplantae; Streptophyta; Magnoliopsida; Malvales; Dipterocarpaceae.
CGGAGUUUUUGGAAGUUUUCUUAAAUGUUUGGCUAAAUAAGGCUCCAAUUUGUUCCGGGAUCUCUCUCGCCAGAAAAUAACAGUUUAAUAUUUUUCCAGUCGGCGAAGGAUUCCUCCAACAACAGACAACAUGGACACCCUUUGUUUAAGAUGGCAGAUUUUGACUCGGCGUAUGCCUGUCACCCCCUAUCUGGUGGCUACCAGCCCAUUACGCAGAUCUUCAAAGGUGGUCGUCAGAUUCCCAGAUCUGGUGGCCAUGGAGCCGUUCUCACAGGGGAUGGUCACCGCUUGAUGGGAUCUCCCCGCCCUGGUGUCCUUGUUUCAAGAAUCACUGUGGUUUUGCUACGACGAAUUCUUCAUGAGCGUUGUAGCCAGUGCGGUAGCCAUGGAAUCGAUUCUAAGGGUAAAAAACGGAAAAUGGACUCGAAGCAAAGAGGGAAAAACCUGAACAGAACAGAACAGAACAGAGGGGUAUUGAGUUGUUGAGCUGAAUUCAUUGAAGAAGCUGGAGAAUGAGGGUGGGUUUGGGGUAAGAUUUGAUUUUAAUUUUGUAGGAGUAGUAGUAGGUUUAGGGUUUUGAAUUUGAAAAGGAAAUGAAAAGAGAAAUGAAGAUAACUUGUGAUU